Molecule: messenger RNA, 10398 nt
Organism: Megachile rotundata (alfalfa leafcutting bee)
Lineage: Eukaryota; Metazoa; Arthropoda; Insecta; Hymenoptera; Megachilidae
Product: cytochrome P450 307a1
Molecular function (GO): iron ion binding; heme binding; monooxygenase activity
Source: RefSeq, a predicted model, not a curated record
UGAAAUCGUUCGAUAUUAAAGCGUGUCGAUCGUAUGAUGAAUCAGCAGGAUCGCAUCCUUAAAACUGGUCGACGAUGCGGUAGUAAAGUGGGGAUGUUGCAUGCACUUGAAGCAAAAGAUGCAUGGACUACUUUUUACCGUUGUCACUUUUUCUUGCUCUCAAUUUUACCGAUUCCCUGUGAGCGGCGAGGCAAACUCGAGGCUCCGUUACGAACGAUGCUAAUUUUUGUUCUAGAACCAAAUACCUUUGCAUCUCGUCCAUUAUGAACCAAAGAAACGAAACGAUUCGCUCCUCCACCUCGAUCUUAUGCGCUCGUUCGAUUCUUCCGCCUGGGAUCGAUCGCGUUCCGAAUUAUUAGAAUUACGUUGUAUCGCGUACGGUGAUUUUCACUGGUACUUAACUUAAGUAGCUUGUUCAUCCGUCAUCAGGGACGUAAUGUAAUUUGAAGGGAGUGGUACUCGCGGCAACCUCGUUAGAUCUCGAUGAUCGAUUUAUCGGUGCAAGCGUGAUCGGUCGAUACAACUUCGGCGCCGUCUUAUGCAACGCCCCAAUUCCACGCGCCGUGAAACAUGGAAGACUUCCUGUAUCCCGGUCGCGAGACAGAAAAAACUUUUACCUUCGAUCGACAUUAGCAUGGCUCGCGUACCUGUAACGAUUCAUCGAUUCGCAUAAAGACGUGUCCCAGGGAAUCGGUAACGAUCGAUUCUGCCUUCGUAAACGUAUCCGUCGCGAAUUUUACGAGCGGCCAAGAAUUUUCCACCGUUUAAUCAGCCUCUGUUCCCGUUCGUUCAGCCACGUUAUGUAUACGCUUGCAUCGAAUCAUUUUCUAACAAUUGCUUGCAAAUCUCUUACUAGUUGCUCCAAAGUAUAAAGUUUAACCUUUCGGAAAUGGACGUUUGUAGAAGCGAUUCGAAACUUUCGCAGUGUUGUUAUGGAAAGUUUCGAGGCAUUCUAACAGCUCGGAAUCGUGCUUGAAAAGCACCGGAAAGAAAAUGCGCUAAAGAAUUUCCUUCCCGUUCGUACGUCAUUCCGAUCGCGUCAUUGAAUGAGACGAAAGUAAGAUUUUUGCCGGUGAAUCGCGUUGUUAAAAAUCGAUAGAAUCGAGAACACGUUGAAAUAUACGGGUACUUAUAACAAAUAAGUCGACUAGCUGCAUGCACUUAUGUAUGAAUCGCCUCUGACCGUUAGAGCGUAAUGCACGACCGCUACAUGCAGAUCAACGUCACCGGGACGAGCUCUUUCACGAUGCAGGAGAGAAGGGAUAAAGAGCAACCGAGGGGGGGCAGGCCGUUACAUUUUCAAUAAUUUCUUACAUAACUCGUAACCCCAUAGCCGGAACCAGCCUCUAUCCAGGACAGCGGAAUAUUCCUGAGCUUUUCGGUUUCUCUCUGUCAUUCCAGAAUCUUCGUUUAUCGCGACUCGUUUCGGUUUCUAUCAAUGAAUCGCCUAUUCGUUACGUUUUUGCGUUAGCAAUUCCAAUCCGAACACCAGUCAUUUUUGAGCGCACACUUCGAAAGCUCUCAGAGGUAAUUCUAUCGGUUAUUUGUUCUCCGCUACGAAACGAAAUAUACGUUUACAAGGUCCAUUAAUUCUGUGAAAUAUUUGGCCGUCGAAGCGUUAAAUUUCUUAAAUCGGCAGGACGCGUUUGACUUUUUUUAUUAACGUUAAUUCAGCUAUACUUAGAAACUUUUGCGAAAUAAAUAUUCAUGAAGCCGGUUAUAACUUGACAAGGAGUUUCUAAGCGCUUGAAAGGUGUAAAAUUAAUUUUUAGUGUUCGAAGAACCUUGAAAAAAGGACGAGAGCACCUUCACAGUCUAACGCGAAGCAGAAGACCGUCGUCCGACGGUUUUAUUCAUUGCUAAUCCGUGCAACCUUGAUCUUCGUCACUGUUCACCUUCGCGUCAACGAAUACGAAUAUCAAGCAGACUUUUUAUAACGACGAUCUAUCUGUGGCAACAUCCGUGGUACCAUCGGCGAAAUCUUCCAAAAAUAAAUACACGAGUUCCCCUCUUGGUCAAACGUUUCCCUACCUCCGAACAUGCGUGGACAUUUCUGCUGAUCAGAAAUACAUAUUUUCUUUCUUUUCGAUCGACGGAAAAAAAUUGAAUUACGUUGUCGCGAUCCGGACAUUGUUACCGGUGGACUGUCAGAAAAGUGUGUCACCGAGCCAACUUGCUUCUCUCACUUUCUUCCAAUUCACUCUUCCCGCUAGAACAAUCGAUCCCGAUACUUUCUUGCGUCUUUUUGCCAAACUAUACGAACAACAGAGAAAAGAUACAUCUUUCUAGAAACAGUUUGUCUUAGCGUCCAUUACUAUUAUCCAAAUAGCAGAAUCUUUUUCGAUGAUAUUUCUGACGACGAAGGGUACGAGAAACUGUUACGAGCGAAAAUAAAAGCUGUUAUUAGCGCUGCAAGGCGUAAGGAUAAAGUCCAAGACAUCCGGUAUCGUUUCGUUCUUUAAACGAAGCAGAGCCUUGAUUUUGGUCGAGACCGAGACCUUCGUCGAGUCUGGCCGGUUCCCGAUAACCAUCGAACAAAUCGAAUCGAUCCGUCUCACCUCUCGACCCGCCUCUGCUCGUCAUCGACUCGCUUUUCGCGGACGCUCAGCGAUCUUGAAAUUCCGCGAGCCCAAGGUGGUGCUUCGUAAGUGUAGGAUCAAGAUCGAGACGGGAUCGCGAGAAAACACGAUCGUUUUCUACGAACCUACCCUUUCGAUUCAUCCACCAGAGAGAAAUCCUUCGAUCUUCCGUCAAAAUUUUUCUUAUAGGAUAAAGCGUAGGAUCUGUUCAAAACAUGGAUCGAUAUCGUAAGAUCUUUCGAACGUAUUGUACGAAGGUUGUUCGAUAAACAACCCCCGUAUAAGUAUAAUCUGAUUAGAGGAAUAAUCGUAACUUUGUUACUUGAUAACAGUUUAUAGAAACGACUGAGAACCAUCGAUGAAAGUCCGCUACCUGUUCGCUGCUUUGAUAGGUUAUUUCGUUUUAAUUGGGCCACUUGUCUGAAACAGAAGUAUCGCGAGAUGUCUCGCAGACAUUCACGAAUCUCGGUAUUUAUUCUCGAGUAUUUACCGCUCGCGUGACUUCAGGUAUUUCGAUAAAUAAUAACCGACGUGCAAUUUGAUUUCGCGUGCAACUAACAACGUCCAUCGAUUUCGGACCAUCUUCCUUUUCGUCCGUAUUAUCGUUUGAAAAUUUCGACCUAUCAUUUUAUCCCUAAAAUCCUUCCUACCAAAUUACCUUCGACAAAAGCGUCUUCUUCGGCAACAUCGGACAUUUUAAUCGGAGUAGUUAUCGAAAUCGUUUAGACAAUGGGUAGAAGAGUAGCGAGGAUUAUUAUGAAAUUUGCACGGGCCGAAACGUUAGUCAUCGAGAAUUAAGAAAGUGAUAGAACGAAGGAUCUCGGACGAAGCUUGCGGGAAGAAGUCUGGCACGUUCGAUCGAAAGCGAAAUGAAAAAUUUCGCGGUUCUCGAUGAAAAAAAGGGAGAAAGAAAAAUACGAGCUUGGAUUCGUACAGAAGAAUCGACGGAGACGAGAGCUUUCCCGUUAUGCGCCUCCUCUCUAAGCUGAUUUCGAGCUGGCGGCCAGAGGCCGGUACCGCUAGCUUCCCAGAAAUCGACGCUCGAUAAUACCUCUCGAUACGGAUGAAGCAAUCUCCUACUGUCGCAGCGGCCGAGAGGGGAAAAAAAAAGGUUGUCCCGUGACAAAAGGGUGGGGGAGAAUCGGUCCCAGGAGUGGGAGAAGUCACACAUAUACCCAACACACCACUAGCUUUGCUCAUGUUUUAUUCAUCGAUUCAAACGAAUUCGAAGUGUACUCUUCGUCGCGUGCUUCCUCCAUCGUCACCGAUAACGCGAUGUCCUUCUUCUCUUAUCCGAGCUUUCAGGGCUAACUCCUCAUUCAGGGAUACCAAAGACGCUCGAUUCUGCUCUCUCGUUUCUCGUUUCUUUUUUUCUUCUUCUUUUAGGCUAUUCUUGCAUCCACAGUUUUCGGAUAUUUCCCAUCGAAUUAUUUUCAUUCUUUUGCUGUAAUUUUAUUGGAGAAAAGCUUACGCAUGUACAUGUUGCUUCGAACAUUCUUCUCGAGCCGUAAAGUGGACCGGGUAGAUUCGACGUCGAAAGUAAUUACGUCCGACUUCGCUUCGAUUCUACCGAACUGACCUACUAUGAUCGUCGCGUAGAACGUUGACGCACGAACAACGCGUAUUUUCACGAAUUGUUUUUCUCGAAGGGAUCGACACACUGUCGUGUUAUUUUUAUCGAUGUCACCAAACGAUUGCUUAUUCUAUACGGGCUAAUUUUUACCGUUCCAGCUUAUCGAAUCGACUUCGAUGCUUAUCGCGUAACCGAGAACUGUUGAAAGCAUAUGAAAAGCGCAAAUAUAAUCACAAAGUGGCAAUUGCCAAAUCAAACAUAAAUUUAAUUAUCCUUAAAUCUAAAACGAAUAAAAAUUAAAUUUAUUAAAUGCAAAGGACAAUCGGUUCACGAAUCGAACUAGAAGACAUAUUGCAAAAGCGAAAAAGUUGUUUAUAUAAUGAAAUGUCUAAAUGUUCUUAUGCGAAAUUCGAUUCGUAGACAUUGUAACGAGGUGUACACGCGUUUGCAAUAAUUCAGCUGAUCGAUUCAGCCGGCUGGCGAUUGAAUCCGAUAUCCUGGCCCAUUGCAAAUCAGUCUAAUUUUUAACAGACACACAGACGCUAUAAUUUUUCACUGGAACUACGGUACACCGUUACGAUUUAUCGAAACGAAUUGUCGAUCGCGAAAAUGUUCCCUCCGAAAUUCUCUUCGAUUCGACAAGAGAGCUUUGCAUUAUUUUUUUCCGAAAGAAAGAAAGAAGAUACGCGACAAGUGUACGUAUAGUAGUAACGUGACGAAUGUCAUUUACAGUUUUAAUUUCGAUUCCGUUGUUGCAUCACGCGAAAAAAACAACGAACGGCGUUGGUUGUGUAACCUACAUUCAGUUUUCUGCAGAAGAAGAUUUCCGAUUAAAAAGCGAUUGAUUUUCACGAUCGAAAGUAGCAGAAAAGUGUCCGGCGAUAACGCGAAAUCCGCGUACGUACGCAAGGUGUCCGAUUCACGCGUCACUACGAAAGAGAACGAAAGCAAAACUUUCGAAAGGUAUUUUUUAUUACGUUUCACCGGAUGCUCGACGGACGCGAAAAGUUUUUAUUCGAAAAGCACGAUAAACGGAGGAGAAGAUAUUGCAAAGGAUCGAUCGUGGAAGAAAUCGAAGGCGAAAGCUCAGCGGUGUUUUCCGGUCGGGCAAAUUCCGUGGUAAGGAGGUUUUUCGCGUUGGUCGUUAAAGGGUCCCGCGUUAUAUACGAGGCGAAAAAGAGAGAAGAGAGCGCGGGGCGAGCGUCGGUCCCAGCUGAAAACGGCGGAUUUUCGGGUGGCUGUUCGAAAGGGCCAUUCCGAGCGCAAUGGCGUAACCGCGACAGCCGUCCGAAUCGCUGAACGUCUCGUACAUCGAAAUAAGAACGGAAUAAAGCGCGGUCUGGACGGGAGGCUGGCGUAGCCGGUCUCACGAGGUGCUCGUUGGACUGGAGGCUCUCACCACCUUGCUGCCAGAAAACCCGAUGGCACCUUAAGCAGAGAAGUCAAGGGCAAGAAGCGUCCCUUCGUUGCCCAGUCUGGCUCGGCUUGGGCCCUACUUGGACCCCACUCUCGCUUGGUGCUUCGUGCUCGGCCAACCUCCUCCCCGUACCUCGUCCGUGUGUAACUCUGUUGAACGUGGCGAUCCCCGUGCUUCUCCAGCCCCUUCACCUUUCCGUCACUCCCUCCUUCCUCCUUUCCAUACCUUCUAUCAUCCUUCCGUCCGCUCCCUCCACCUUUCCAGCCCUUCUUCUUCUUCUUCUGCGGGCUCUCCCGUUCCACACGCUGCUGGACGCGAGUUGGUUCUCUCGGUGCUUUCUUGAAAUUCGUCUCCCUACCAACAGUAGCAGCACCAGCAACACCAGCACCAACGGCAGCCGGCACCGGCACCACCAGCAACAACACCGUCAACACCAACGCCGGGGACCAGCAACCGAGCCACCAGCAACACACCCGGUUGUAUACACUUACCACGGAGAACGAGCGACAGAGAGCACCACCUCCUCCCUCUUCUGCCCUCGUCGCAACGAAUCCAUAUGUAUGGGGUUGAGGCGCACAGGCGACGCAAAUGUGCUGACUACAUUACGCCGCUAUAUAAGAUAGCCGGCCAACCAUCCUAUCCCCACAGACCGAGCCAGAUCGGCAGACCGUUCACAGACGGACCAACGAACCGAUCUACCGACACAGAUACACGACACAUCUUUUUCGUUCACGAGAUCGCGACACAGCAACACCGACAACACAGGGUUUAGAGUCGUUCGCGUCGCCCGAUCACCAGCUACACCGCGCUUGCUGCCAUUUCUUCGACACACGAACCCGCCGGGAGAAAGUGAUCGUAUUUUCGAGCGAGCUUCCUAUUCGAAGAGCACGCGUCGAAAAUCGAUCGAAAACGAUCGGUACGCGCCUCUUUUCUCGCUAACGCUUUUUCUCGCUCCCCGCGACACGGACUACCGUAGGUCGGGAUACCGCGUACACGAUCAUUUGUGUCCACUUGUGCCCGAACGUUGUGAGUGCGCCGACGAGAAACAACGCCGAAGAUGAUCCCCUUGACAGCCACCACGUGCUUCCUGCUCGCCGUCACUUUACUGGCAUUAGCUCUGAUCCUCUUGGAUUAUCUGAGCUCCAAGAAAACCUCCAAGCAGGUUUCUAUUCUCGACGACGAUAGUCAAUUAUUGCCGGAACCGCCUGGACCGAAACCAUGGCCGAUUUUGGGCUCCCUUCAUAUCCUGGGACGGUACAACGUGCCAUACAAAGUUUUCGGUGACCUCGUUAAGGAAUACGACUGCCAGGUGAUCAAGCUCAGGAUGGGCUCCAUGCCCUGUGUGGUCGUGAACGGUUUGGAGAACAUCAGAGAAGUGCUGAUCACCAAAGGACACCACUUCGAUUCCAGGCCCAACUUCGUCAGAUAUCAUCUGCUCUUCGGCGGGAACAAAGAAAAUUCUCUGGCGUUCUGCAACUGGUCCGAGGUUCAGAAGACGCGAAGAGAAAUGCUGCGAGCGUACACGUUCCCUCGAGCCUUCUCCACUCGCUAUAACGAGCUGAACGGUAUAAUCAGCGACGAGAUGAAGUUCCUGGUCGACCAUCUGGACUCUCUGUCCAAGACGGACGUGCACGCGAAACCGUUGAUCCUCCACUGUUGCGCCAACAUUUUCCUCACUUAUCUAUGCUCGAAGAACUUCCGCUUCGGACACGUCGGUUUCCGUAACAUGGUCGACAACUUCGAUCGCGUGUUCUUCGAGGUGAACCAAGGAUACGCCGCCGAUUUCCUACCGUUUUUGAUGCCUCUGCACCACAGAAACAUGGCAAGAAUGGCGCACUGGAGCCACGAGAUCCGAAAAUUCGUCAUCGACAACAUCAUCUCCGAAAAAUUGAACAAAUGGAACGGCUUGAUACCCGAAAACAAUUACAUGGACUGUCUGAUCAACCACGUGAAGACGGACGCGGAGCCACAAAUGUCCUGGAACACGGCGUUGUUCGUGAUGGAGGAUAUCGUCGGAGGACACACUGCCAUCGGGAAUCUUCUGGUGAAGGUUCUCGGCUUCCUCGCCACCAAACCGCGUAUUCAGAAAGUCGCGCAGGCGGAAAUCGACGCUAUCGGCACCACGGGCCACUAUGUCGGCCUGGAGAACAGAGGAUCCUUGCCUUACGUGGAAGCUAUCAUCCUCGAGACCGUUAGACUGAUCGCCAGCCCUAUCGUUCCGCACGUGGCCAAUCAGGAUAGCUCCAUCGCUGGUUACAGAAUCAAAAAGGACACCUUCCUGUUCCUGAACAACUACGACCUGAACAUGUCGAGCGAAUUGUGGACGUCGCCGGAAGAAUUCAUGCCCGACAGAUUCGUCCAGAACGGCAGACUGCUGAAACCGGAACACUUCUUGCCGUUCGGUGGUGGUCGAAGGUCGUGCAUGGGCUACAAACUGGUCCAGUAUUUGAGCUUCUCGAUCUUGGCCACGUUGCUGAAGAACUUCACGAUAGUACCGGUGGAGAAGGAGGAUUACACGAUCCCGAUCGGUAAUCUGGCCAUGCCCGAGAUGACCUUCAAGUUCCGAUUCGAGAGACGGUAGGGCCAUGAGCGGUGUCGAAGAUUGGCCUAAAAAGAAAAGGAAGGGCCGUCUCGACGAGUCCGAUCGCUUCUCGACGAAAGCUUCGGAAAGCGAAAGUUCACCGGCAAAUAGGCAGACUCUUGGACAGAAAGGUUUCGAUUUGGCCGAGGAUGUUCGCGGUUUCGCGUACGCGAAAUCGGCCGAACGGAGAGGUUCUCACGUAAUUAGCGAGGAAGAUAAAAAAAAAACAAGCUUUACAGAAGGUCGAAUGUCACGGUGCUACGACGAGGAUUCGACGCUUCCACGGCAACGAGAGCUUUACUGACAUUACUAGACGCUUAAGCUAGCUAAUUGUUGAUCGUCCGUCGAACCGCGACGACUAUUCUCCCCCCUGCAUCCCUCGAGCCCCGCAACCCGCACCCUUCAAGCAUAUCGAAGACGAUCAGCCGCGUAAUCAGGAGAGAAAACUUGGACUGAAUCGAAGAGGGACUGACACUACGGUCAGAUGCUGCCAGAGAGCACUACUGUUGUUUUUUAGCUGAACGCUUUUAUUAGGUAAAUCGAGUCUUGCCGUUCAUCUUCUUACUUCUUUAUCGACUACGGAUAUAGCUAAGGUACGUAAAAUAGAAGAGGCGUCGUUUUAUCGAAUGAUCGUCGGUCCUUUUAUCGGAGUCGAAUUCGAAAGAAAAGUUUCAAUAGAUUUCCUUUCGUUAGAAAUAAGCUACGAGGCUAAGUUACUCUUCGUUACACGAAUUACGCGAUCUAAGUAGAGAAAAAAAUGUGUAGUUUUCCAAGAACGAACAAAUACGACGAUAGUUCCUUCGAAACCGAUCCUAUGUUGAUCGACGCGAUUUUAUCGUUUCUAUCUUUUUUUUUCUCGUAAUCGAUCGAUUCCGAAGGAACGUGACGAAUCGAGCACGGUGAUUCACGGUUCCUAUCGAGAUCCAGGGAUCGGAAAUCGCCGAGUCCCACGAAUUUUCUGUUGAUCCAACGAUCACGUACCGACUGUCAUCCGAUAAUGUACUCGUUCGAAAGACGAGACACGAGAACGUGAGCGGCAAGCCUAGACGAUAUGGGUCGAGACGAUUUUCGUUCGUUCGUUGUUCGAUCGGUUGUUCGAUCGCGAGAUAAAGGAAGAAAAUUUUCGAGAACGAAGCGACUCGCGAUACCGUUUCCGCGAUCGGCUAAAUGCGCGCGCAGCUUUCGACAUGUAUCGUUCGCGGUAUUUCGAAUACUCGACCAAUGUCGGUGCCGAUAUUGAUCCAAUAUUAUUCGCCGUUCUGGAAUCGGGAAACUUUAGUAUUAUAUCGAGUUCAAAGGACAUCGAUUCCGGUCGAGCGAAUUUCGGUGCAUACGCGCGUUUAUCGUAAGAAUCGUGACGAGUCGAUAUUGUUUGAGUUUUAUACGAAAUUAGUAGCGUUUUCGAGUACGGUUCAGGAUCGGCCUGGUCUCGUCACGGUUCUACUUGUUAUCUCUUUCGUUAUCCGAACGGAAGAUUAGCAGUGAAAUUUGUUUACGAUAUUGGAUCAAUAUUUCGACUCGUAAAUAAUAUUUCGAUCGUUCGAUCGAUCGAAAGUGUUAACGAAAAGUUUGCGUCGCACCGAAGCGUACAACUUAUUAACUUGUUAAUCUCGUUUCUCGGCGUAAUCCACGGCACGUUUCUUUCUUUCUCCUCUCCUUCGAUUUCUUGUUUUCUUCUUAUAUUGUUCCUUCUCUCGUUCUCCUGCUUUCUUCCUUCCUUUCCUUCGUUAUUCUAUCUUCAAAACCUUUUGUUUCGCUAGAAAAAAAAUUCCUAAAGAUCCACCCUCGCCAUCGUCGUUUUAGAAAAAAAUAAUUGCUCGCGGUGGCGUUACGUGAUUGUUCUAUAUGGGAUGGGAAAUGGUAGAGAACGAACGAGUUGGAGUAAGACGAGAGAAUCAAUAAUUAUACUUGUAAUAUUCAAUUAUUACACGACUGAAUAGCUUUUCUCAAAGAGAGAAGUUUAUUUCUCGCGGGACAAAUGCUCGCGGUUAAUAAUUUAUUUCUGCUAUCGAGCAUCGAUUCUUAUUAUUAUUAUUAUUAUGUUAUUAUUAUUAUUAUUAUUAUUAUUAUGGCUUACUAUUAUUAUCGUCAUUAUUAUAUGUAGCUAGAGACGUCAUCCUACCCCUUUUAUCAUCACAUUCUCCAUCCCUCGUUUCAUGCUUCUUACAUCCGUAUGUUAUUUUGUGUUUGUUAUUUAAUUAUCCUGAUUGUUACGACAUUUGUUAAUUUAUUAUUUAAGAUUUUAAUA